This is a messenger RNA of Chelonus insularis, 767 nucleotides long. RefSeq lists its product as uncharacterized. Lineage: Eukaryota; Metazoa; Arthropoda; Insecta; Hymenoptera; Braconidae. The coding region runs from base 30 to 767 and encodes 245 amino acids. The record is from RefSeq and is a predicted model, not a curated record. The transcript is spliced from 3 exons.
GUGUGGUAAUUGUUCUAGUAAGAAAAAAAAUGUUGAAGAGUAAAGUUUGUUGUGUCCUUGCUCUAGCUUUAAUCGACUCUCUAUGGGUCCAAGCAUUACCAUCUUUUGCAUCUUUGGACGAGUAUGCUAUUCAUAAUGGUGGAAGAUUUAGAACUCUGGAAUGUCCAGAAAAUGAAUUUUUAAAUCACGAAGGAAAGGCUUGUGAACCUACUUGUGAAGACAUAUUUCGUCCUGAUGUAUGUGAAGAAAAAAAAGUCAUCGCUUGUGAAUGUAAUGAUGGAUAUGUAAGAAAUGCUACAGGUGCAUGCAUCAGACCUGAAAGAUGUUUUCAUCAGCUACCUCCAAAAAGUAAGAACACUUUGUCUGCAUCAAGACAUUAUAGACAGAGUGGAGUGCUGAUUGAAGUUUUUGAACCAAGUGCAACUGAGCAUCAUGAUAAUGAUACAGAAAUUGAAAGUCAACUUACAGAAGGUGAAGCUUAUGAUUUAGAAGAUUUUGAAAAUGUUGAUGCUGUUCGAAGUGAACUGGAAUUUGAUCCAGGACUUCUGGAACAUUUAUCUGAUAGUCAUAAUGCAUAUCAUAGAAAACAUAUAACAGAACAUCAACCAGAUCAAAGUGAACAAGACGAUGAACGUGAAGCUCAGAUAAAAAGAUUUUAUGAAGAAUUAUUUGGAGAAGGUUAUACUCCUGAUGAUAGUGAUGAAAAGGAUAAUAAUAAUGUUGGGCUAAUAAAUAUUGACGAUUGGUUUCCUACAAUAUUCAAAUAA